This is a messenger RNA of Verticillium alfalfae VaMs.102, 482 nucleotides long. RefSeq lists its product as hypothetical. The coding region runs from base 1 to 264 and encodes 87 amino acids. The record is from RefSeq and is a predicted model, not a curated record. The transcript is spliced from 4 exons. Lineage: Eukaryota; Fungi; Ascomycota; Sordariomycetes; Glomerellales; Plectosphaerellaceae.
AUGCAGCGCAAGCUGCGCGCCUUCGUGCGUCAAGCCUACACCUCCCAACUGUCGCUUCUCGGCGGACAAUUGGAGAAGGGCGAUGCCGUUGCACGCUCCUCGGUAAGAAGGGCCAUCAAGCGCCUCACCAACGCCGUGGCGCGUUUGCUUCAAGUGCCUGCUGUGACUGCGAGCCGCAACGGCCACCCGAUCUUGGAUUAUGCAUCCUUGAGGUCACUAUGUCGAUUCGACUAUCGGCGUCGCCUCGCACCAGGCGGCGAGUAGUAUCAAACCUGUCUGGGACAUCCUCACAUCAUUCGAACAGAACCAGUUCCAGUCAUGGGCAGGUGCGAUCGCCCAGUGCCCGCACUCAUGAUCACACGAAGACGAAGAAGCGCAAAUCUUCAUCUACCAUGGCGUCGGCGAGUACCAAGCUCGGCGAGGUCAGAUCAACAACAAGCCGCGAUCAAAACCGUCAAGCAUCAGAUCAGGAACCAACGUUU